Molecule: messenger RNA, 3261 nt
Organism: Acanthosepion pharaonis
Lineage: Eukaryota; Metazoa; Mollusca; Cephalopoda; Sepiida; Sepiidae
Source: the annotation of a GenBank genome assembly
AUGUCUCCUCCUGCUGUGUCCUUUCUUCCUUUCUUUCUUUCUUUCUUUCUUUCUUUCUUUCUUUCUUUCUUUUCCUUCUUUCUUUCUUUCUUUCUUUCUUUAUAUUCCUUCCUUCCUUCUUUCUUCCUUCCUUCCUUUCUUUCUUUCUUUCUUUCUUUCUUUCUAUUCCUUCCUUCCUUCCUUCUUUCUUCCUUCCUUCCUUUCUUUCUUUCUUUCUUUCUUUCUUUCUUUCUUUCUUUCUUUCUUUAUACUCCUUCUUUCUUUCUUUAUACUCCUUCUUUCUUUCUUUCUUUCUUUCUUUCUUUCUUUCUUUCUUUCUUUAUAUUCCUUCUUUCUUUCUUUCUUUCUUUCUUUCUUUCUUUCUUUAUAUUCCCUCUUUCUUUCUUUCUUUCUUUAUAUUCCUUCUUUCUUUCUUUCUUUAUAUUCCUUCCUUCUUUCUUUCUUUAUAUUCCUUCUUUCUUUCUUUAUAUUCUUUCUUUCUUCCUUUCUUUCUUCACAUUCCUUCUUACUUUCUUUCUUUAUAUUCCUUCUUUCUUUCUUUAUAUUCCUUCUUUCUUUCUUUAUAUUCCUUCUUUCUUUCUUUCUUUCUUUCUUUUUCUCAUUUUGUUCGUUAGUUUCUUUCUUUCUUUCUUUCUUUCUUUCUUUCUUUCUUUCUUUCUUUAUCAUGGCACUUUACAAGUGAAUAAUGGCCGACGCUCGAACAUUGUCGAACUCCCACCACAAUAUAAAUUGUCUAUCUCGGUCUGUUCAUAUCUAUCUAUCUAUCUAUCUAUCUAUCUAUCUAUCUAUCUAUAUAUAUAUAUCAGUCUGUUCAUAUCUAACGUACUGACCUGUUCAUAUCUAUCUAUCGCAAUCUGUUUAUAUCUAUAUCAGUCUGUUCAUACCUAUCUAGGUUUAUUCAUAUCUAUCUAUCUAUCUAUCUAUCUAUCUAUCUAUCUAUCUAUCUCAGUUCAUAUCUCUCUCAGUCUGUUAAUAUCUAUCUAUCUAUCUAUCUAUCUCAGUUCAUAUCUCUCUCAGUCUGUUAAUAUCUAUCUAUCUAUCUAUCUAUCUAUCUAUCUAUCUAUCUAUCUAUCUAUCUAUCUAUCUAUCUAUCUAUCUAUCUCUCUGUCUCAAAUUGGACUUAUUUUUCGAUCGAACUAUCUCGUUAAGAAACUGACUGCAUCUAUCUAUCUAUCUAUCUAUCUAUCUAUCUCAGUCUUUUCAUAUCUAUAUACCUAUCUAUCUACCUAUCUAUUUCAGUCUUGUUAUAUCUAUCUGUCUUUUCAUAUCUAUCUAUCUAUCUAUCUAUCUAUCUAUCUAUCUAUCUAUCUAUCUAUCCCAGUCUUUGUUCAGUCUUUGUUCAAAUCUCAAUGUCAACCAUUCCACAUCUAUCUAUCUAUCUAUCUAUCUAUCUAUCUAUCUAUCUAUCUAUCUAUCUCAUUCUCUAUCUAUCUCAUUCUCUAUCUAUCUAUCUAUCUAUCUAUCUAUCUAUCUAUCCCAGUCUUUGUUCAAAUCUCAAUGUCAACCAUUCCACAUCUAUCUAUCUAUCUAUCUAUCUAUCUAUCUAUCUAUCUAUCUAUCUAUCUAUCUAUCUAUCCCAGUCUUUGUUCAGUCUUUGUUCAAAUCUCAAUGUCAACCAUUCCAUAUCUAUCUAUCUAUCUAUCUAUCUAUCUAUCUAUCUAUCUAUCUAUCUCAUUCUCUAUCUAUCUCAUUCUCUAUCUAUCUAUCUAUCUAUCUAUCUAUCUAUCCCAGUCUUUGUUCAAAUCUCAAUGUCAACCAUUCCAUCUAUCUAUCUAUCUAUCUAUCUAUCUAUCUAUCUAUCUAUCUAUCUAUCUAUCUAUCCCAGUCUUUGUUCAGUCUUUGUUCAAAUCUCAAUGUCAACCAUUCCAUCUAUCUAUCUAUCUAUCUAUCCCUAUCUUUCUAUCUAUCUAUCUCAUUCUCUAUCUAUCUCAUUCUCUAUCUAUCUAUCAUCUAUCUAUCUAUCUAUCUAUCUAUCCCAGUCUUUUGUUCAAAUCUCAUGUCAACCAUUCCAUCCAUCUAUCUAUCUAUCUAUCUAUCUAUCUAUCUAUCUAUCUAUCUCAUUCUCUAUCUAUCUAUCUAUCUAUCUAUCUAUCUAUCUAUCUAUCUCAUUCUCUAUCUCAUUCUCUAUCUAUCUAUCUAUCUAUCUAUCUAUCUAUCUAUCUAUCUAUCUAUCUAUCCCAGUCUUUGUUCAGUCUUUGUUCAAAUCUCAAUGUCAACCAUUCCACAUCUAUCUAUCUAUCUAUCUAUCUAUCUAUCUAUCUAUCUAUCUAUCUAUCUAUCUAUCUCAUUCUCAUCAUCUAUCUCAUUCUCUAUCUAUCUAUCUAUCUAUCUCAUUCUCUAUCUCUAUCUAUCUAUCUAUCUAUUCAUCUAUCUAUCUAUCUAUCUAUCUAUCUAUCUAUCUAUCCCAGUCUUUGUUCAGUCUUUGUUCAAAUCUCAAUGUCAACCAUUCCACAUCUAUCUAUCUAUCUAUCUAUCUAUCUAUCUAUCUAUCUAUCUAUCUAUCUUUAUUUUAUUGGGGUUCAUGAAUUUCUCAUUUCUUUGUGUCUCUUCAUUAUUCUGAGCUAUCUUCAAACGUUUUCGUUCUUUCUUUCUUUCUUUCUUUCUUUCUUUCUUUCUUUUCCACAAACGCCCUUCUUUUUUUCUUUUAAAUUCUUUCUUUUCCAGAAACUUCUUUCUUUCUUUCUUUAUUUUUUCUUUCUUACAUUCUUUCUUUCUUUCUUUCUUUUCCAGAAAUUUCUUUUCUUUCUUUCUUUUAAAUUAUUUAUUUUCCAGAAACUUCUUUCUUUCUUUCUUUCUUUCUUUUCCAGAAACUUCUUUCUUUCUUUUAAAUUAAUUCUUUUCCAGGAAAAAACUUUUCUUUCUUUCUUUCUUUCUUUCUUUCUUUCUUUCUUUCUUUCUUUCUUUCUUUCUUUCUUUCUUUUCCACAAACGCCCUUCUUUCUUUCUUUUAAAUUCUUUCUUUUCCAGAAACUUCUUUCUUUAUUUAUUUAUUUUUUCUUUCUUACAUUCUUUCUUUCUUUCUUUUUCCAGAAAUUUCUUUUCUUUCUUUCUUUUAAAUUCUUUCUUUUCCAGAAACUUUUUUUCUUUUCUUUCUUUUCUUUCUUUCUUUUUUUUUCUUUCUUUCUUUCUUUCUUUCUUUUUUUUUCUUUCUUUCUUUCUUUCAUUCUUUUCCAGAAACUUCUUUCUUUCUUUAUUUAUUUUUUCUUUCUUACAUUCUUUCUUUCUUUCUUUUCCAGAAAUUUCUUUUCUUUCUUUCUUUUAA